This is a messenger RNA of Cucumis sativus (cucumber), 858 nucleotides long. RefSeq names its product pre-mRNA-splicing factor ATP-dependent RNA helicase DEAH10. Gene Ontology annotation, biological process: positive regulation of transcription by RNA polymerase I. Gene Ontology annotation, molecular function: RNA binding; ATP binding. Lineage: Eukaryota; Viridiplantae; Streptophyta; Magnoliopsida; Cucurbitales; Cucurbitaceae. The coding region runs from base 1 to 858 and encodes 285 amino acids. Gene Ontology annotation, cellular component: intracellular anatomical structure; nucleolus. The transcript is spliced from 5 exons. The record is from RefSeq and is a predicted model, not a curated record.
AUGGCUUACAAGUUUAUAUUUGAUCACAACGACAAUAAUUUUAUUCAGAUUUUGGCUCCUGCAGGAAUUGACGAAAACUAUGGAAAAAAGCGAAAGCGAUCAAUUGCAGAACAGAGAAAAUCACUCCCAAUAGCAUCUGUUGAGACAAAUUUCAUCCAAAAUGUGCAUGAAAAUGAUGUAUUGAUUCAUAUUGUUGUUGGUGAAACUGGAAGUGGAAAAACAACACAGAUACCACAGUUCCUCUUUAAUGCUGGGUUUUGUCGACAUGGAAAAGCUAUUGGGGUAACCCAACCUCGACGAAUUGCUGCCCUAUCUGUAGCCAAACGAGUUGCUGAGGAAUGUGGUGUCGUGGUUGGUGAAAAGGUUGGGUAUUCUAUCAGAUUCGAGGAUGUAACUUCCAGUUCCACCAGAAUAAAGUAUAUGACAGAUGGUAUACUACUGAGGGAAGCACUGUUAGAUUCUUAUCUUUCUAGAUAUUCAGUUAUUAUUGUUGAUGAAGCUCAUGAAAGAACUGUUGAUACUGAUGUAUUGCUAGGGUAUUUGAAAAGAGUGCAGAAAGCAAGAUCUAAAUCUUUAACUGAAUCUUCUAAUGAUCUGAACACAAAUGAUAAUGGCUUGACGUUAGAAAAUAGAAAUAGCAGUGAAUAUGCCUUUUCCUUAAAGAGAUGUCAAGGAAGGAAACUACCUCCCCUGAAGCUAAUUAUCAUGUCAGCCAGCUUAAAUGCACCCCUUUUCUCUGAGUUUUCUGGUGGAGCAAAGGUGUUCCAUGUCCAUGGGCGUCAGUAUCCUGUAGCUAUAUUUUAUACCCGCCAGCCCAUACUAGAUUACAUAGAGGGUACUCUUAUUACUAUAUUUUAG